GUUUGGUCCCCCCCCCCCCCCCCCCCCCCCCCUCCCGCCUUCCUUUUUUUCCUACAUGUAACUGAGUAGAAAGCAGGUGGUAAUCAAGAGCUGCAGAGAGCAACAUGCUGGACCACUCCCAUGGGUGGCGCCACACCGCUUGCAUCGUAGUGGCAUUGCAAUGGCAUCGUUAUGGAGCCGAGGAACCCUGCCUCCAUCUCCACGGAGGUGCUUCUGAUCAAGCACAUGUCAUACUCCACCACUGCUGCAUCAAAGGGAACUGUGAUUCUUGCCGUCACCGCCUGUGAAGCCAAACUCCUCUUGGGACAACCCGAGGAGCUCGCCAAAUACUGCCGUGCCUAGAAACUCACGAUGUCUGCCGUGUACACGACACAUCAGCCCUUGCCAGCCAUUGCCGAGGCGUGUGCACGAUCGUUCAGUUUCUUUCUCUAGCGCCGCCGCCGAUCAGGUGAGCCUCAUCCUCACGAGGACCACCAUCCUCUGCCACUUGGCUAGCUGAGCAAGUCUCCUGGCACUUACCAUGGUAGCUACUUGUCUUUCUGGAAACUGAAGAGAUUCUUCUGUCAGCUCGAGCUUGGAAUGCUUUGUCCUGUGGAUGGAGCGAUGGUGUUUGGAGACACUUAGCCAUGGAUUUAUAUCUCAGGGCUGCAACGGGGUAGCGACAAGGCCAUGAGCAGCCACGAUUGUGCUGGGGCAAGUGUUUGGCGUGUGCUGGAGCUUGGGUUGGACAUUGCCUAUGCUACCAUACUGACCUGUCUAGCACGAAGACCCAUGUUAAUUGUGAAUCCGCAAUGCCCACUGCAAAAUACAGCUACUUGCAAGUUGCCUGAGUUAGCACAAUGGCUGAUCACUCAGACACUCACUGAUGACCCCAAAUCUGGUUCCAUGGAGAUAUCAUAAAAAUCAUUCAUCACAUUGUCUGCAGCUACUUCCACCAACAUUGCUCACAGAGCACUCAUGGCAUUGCCUCCUACCCACCGCUCUUGCUGAUAGCUACACACGACCCACACACAUAUGCACUGCCCUGAGCCCUCUCUUCUUUCGACUAUAAAACCAUGGCCUGCUCAACACAAACUUCAUCUCAUCUGCAAGCAAGAUCACCACACCUUCAGACUUUCAGAACCAAAGUGAAAUUUAGCUAGCCAGGAGCACACCAGACUCAAACAUGAUCCAUCCAAAGAAGCUUGCUCAGCUGGCCAAAAAGUGGCAGAAGAAGGUCGCAGCCAGGGCCGGUGGCCAGCAAGCUGACGAGUGCUGCAGCACAGUCGCUGACAAGGGCCAUUGCGUGGUGUACACAGCCGAUGGGGCGCGGUUCGAGGUCCCGCUGGCGUACCUCAACACAACAGUCUUCGCCGAACUCUUGAGGAUGGCUGGGGAGGAGUUUGGCUUCGCGAGCAGCGAGGGUGGCAGGAUCACGCUGCCCUGCAAUGCCGCGGUUAUGGACUAUGUCUUGUGCCUGGUUAGGAGAGAUGCGUCCGAGGAGGUCGAGAGAGCGUUCUUGAGCUCCAUUGUUGGCCAUUGCCAUGGCCAAGAUGCAUCGAUGGGACCCACCCAUCAAUUUGCUCUUUGCACGUAGCUUAGCUACUGAAAAUCUGGAUUUUUUUUGGUCAGAUCUCAAGAAAUUGUACAGUCCGAUACAAGAUUGUAGUAUCAUAGGAAAUGAAACAUGGCGAAUAUAUCUUUUUCUCUCAGAGAAAUCUAAUACUUUGCCACUCUAAAUCCAAGCACAUUAUUUGCUGUUGUUUGUACAGAGUACUGGGAAAAUAUAGAAACAAACCAUAGCUUAGCUACUGAAAAUCUGACAUAUUUUUGGUCGAUUUUGAAGAAGUUUGUGCAGUAUGAUGUAAGAUUGUAUUAUCAUAGGAAAUGAUACAAAAUUUAUCUUUGUCUCAGAGAAAUCUAAUACUUUGCCACUCUAAAAUCCAAGCACCUUAUUUGCUGUAUUGGAAGAAAGUAGAGACAAACGUGGGCUUAGAAUUUGUGGACAUGAAAUUCAUGAGGAGGGUGGGGAUCUUCUGUUCUGUAGACAUUACCCAAAAUCUACAUAAACCCUAUUUUACAUUGAGAGGUCUUUGACAUGAGAAUGCUACCUCUGCGAUCUACCUAACUUGCUAAUUGCCACUACCUUUGAAAGCGUACGCCCUUUUUGUAUGCAGCUUAUCACAUUUUGUGAUACAUCAGCCCUUAAAGAGUUUUACCUUGAGGGUUCAUCAUUGAAAUCAUUCAUGAAACAUGUGCUGAUAUAUCUUGCCCAACUAAUAAGCUGACAGAAAAUUGCUUCUGCAAUAUGUAUUAAUGAGAGAAGGGUAUAUGAUAGAUCAUGGAACAACGAAAGAGUGGCUGUUGGCUUUCUUGAAAUACUUCAUUAAUAAAUACAAUUUUUUUAAUUUUUAAUCAUAGAAGAGAAUCACAUCUUUGGUAGUUUUACUGGUAGGGGUGCUUGUUAGGUGUUAGCUUCUACGAGCUAGACAUUUUGUACGCUGAAUCCUGAAGUUAUAGUUAAUCACUCUUCUGUGCCCUAUGGCUUAAUGCCAUAUAGUUGUAGUUAGUGGUACUUUGUAUAAUGCAACAAGCUGGUAUACUAGUAUAUAAUUUCCUAUUCCCCAGUGUUGAACUAUUUUAAAUUACAUUUCAUAAGAGAUGCAAAAUUGAGAACAAUGAGGGACAAAAAAUCUGCAUAUAUUCAGGAGCUACAAACUGCAAGCUGCUGGUGCAGCGCUACAUGUGGCACUGUAUAGCUUGGAUAUUGGCAAGGCAUCACUACAGAGCUCAGGAACACCCUCUCUACUUCUUCCGAUGCAUUUCUUCUAAGCAAGCACAUAACAUAGUCCAUCACCACCGCGUCGAAGGGCAGUGUGAUCCUGCCGUCGCAUGUGAACCCAAACUCUUCCUGGGACAUCCUUAGCAGCUCGCCGAAGACCGUCGUGCCAAGAUACGCCAACGGGACCUCAAAGCGCCUCCCAUCGGUCGUGUACAUGGCACAGUGACCUUUAUCUGCGACUGGCGAUGUCGUGCAGCAUGCUUCGUCGGCUCUGGAUGCUGUCUUGACACUUUGCCACUUCCUCACCAACUGAGCAAACCUUUUGGGGUGGAUGAUGGUCAUGGCUGGGUGUUCUUGGUUCUCAGGUAUUUGGGUCAGAAAUGCUUGGUGUAUGAGUUUCUUGAUGAAGUGAUGGUGUCUUAUUCUUAGCCCAUGAAUAUAUAGGCACAGAGAUGCGGGACUUAGUAGCAGCUGAGAGGGGACAUGGUGCGUGGGCUGGUGGCUGUAAAGGGAGGCAGCCAGAUUCAGAUCAGAUUUUGCUGGGCCAUGGCUUGCUGUGUAGAGGCAAAGGUAGUGGACUAGUGGGCUGAGCAAUCAGAUGCAUGCUACAGUCCUUGAUGCUAAAGUGGGCAGGGGCAUUAUAUGCAACCAUCUGGGGUCCAGGUUUUAUGGAUGUGUUCCAUUUGCUACGGUGUCACGAGAUUGGGAGCAACCCGGUGAUUGCAAUCAGGUGAGGUGAAGAGCCAGUGUCACAGGGGACACUGCAUAUGAUGGUCAGGAGUCUUUGCAGAGUAGAUGCAGAGUAUGCUUCACUACUUUUGGGCGUGUACUUUGCACUUACAGCUGCAGCUCCAUGCUAGGUGUUUGUUGGUUGGUUUAGCUGUGCUUUGAUUGCUGCAAAUCUAGCAAGUUGCCUGACAGCUCCAUAUCUCAUGGUCUGCAUGAUUUCUAGCACAGCAUGUGACUGCCAUUUCCUGGUAUCUCCACUGCAUUUUCCAAUGGGCCUAUGAUCAGUUGGUAACCAUCAGGUCGCCACCUUCAGCGGGAAAGUCUGCCCUUGCCAGCCAUUGCCGAAUACGACGUGCCACAUGGUCCUUUCGUUUCUUUCUCCAGCACCGUCGACGACCAUGAGCAGCCACAAUUGUGCUGAGGCAAGUGUUUGGUAUGUGCCGUAGCUUGGCUUGGUGAUUGCCUAUGCUACCAUACUGACCGGUCUGGCACGAGGACCCCAUGUUAAUUGUUUAUCUGCAAUGCCCACCGCAAAAUACAGCAGCUUGCAAGUUGCCUGAGUUGGCACAAUGGCUGAUCAUUCACCCAAAAUCAUUUAUCACAUUAUCUGUAGCUUGCGGCAACAACAUUGCAUGCAGAGCACUCAUGGCAUUGUCUCCCGCCCACCGCUCUUGCUGAUAGUUACACACAACCCACACAUCUGACCUACCCUGAGCCCUCUCUUCCUUUCUACUAUAAAUCCAUGGCCUGCUCAUCACAAACUUCUUCAUCUCAUCUCCAAACAACAUCAUAGUUUACACCACACCUUCAGACUUUCAGAACUAAAGCGAAGUUUAGCUAGUCAGGAACACAUCACUCAACCAUGAUCCAUCCAAAGAAGCUUGCUCAGCUGGCCAAGAAGUGGCAGAGGAAGGUCGCAGCCGGGGCUGGUGGCCAGCAAGCCAGUGAGUGCUGCAGCACAGUCGCUGACAAGGGCCAUUGUGUGGUGUACUCUGCCGACGGGGUGCGGUUCGAGGUCCCGCUGGCGUACCUCGGCACGACGGUCUUCGUCGAACUCCUGAGGAUGGCUGGGGAGGAGUUUGGCUUCGCGAGCAGCGAGGGAGGCAGGAUCACGCUGCCCUGCGAUGCCACGGUUAUAGAGUAUGUCUUGUGCCUAGUCAGAAGAGACGCCUCCGAGGAGGUCGAGAGAGCAUUCUUGAGCUCCAUUGCUGGGCACUGCCAUGGCCAAGAUGCAUCGAUGGGACUCGCCCAUCAAUUUGCUCUUUGUACGUAGUUUAGCUACUGAAAAUCUGAAUUUUUUUGGUCGAAUUGGUAGAAGUUUGUACAGCUCAAUGUAAGAUUCUAUAUCAUAGGAAAUGAUACAUAAUGAGAGAAAUCUGCUAAUUUGCCGCUCCAAA
Messenger RNA from Triticum aestivum (bread wheat), 4887 nucleotides. RefSeq names its product auxin-responsive protein SAUR36. NCBI's taxonomy places the organism in Eukaryota, Viridiplantae, Streptophyta, Magnoliopsida, Poales, Poaceae. Gene Ontology annotation, biological process: response to auxin. The coding region runs from base 1166 to 1576 and encodes 136 amino acids. The record is from RefSeq and is a predicted model, not a curated record. The transcript has 2 exons.